Messenger RNA from Gossypium raimondii (Peruvian cotton), 645 nucleotides. RefSeq names its product 40S ribosomal protein S26-3. The record is from RefSeq and is a predicted model, not a curated record. Gene Ontology annotation, cellular component: cytosolic small ribosomal subunit; ribosome. The transcript is spliced from 5 exons. Gene Ontology annotation, biological process: translation. Lineage: Eukaryota; Viridiplantae; Streptophyta; Magnoliopsida; Malvales; Malvaceae. Bases 117 to 503 code for a protein of 128 amino acids. Gene Ontology annotation, molecular function: mRNA binding; structural constituent of ribosome.
GUUCCAACACUACAGUCGCCCAAGUAUAAAUCCAUAUUUUUCCCCAAAAUUUUAUUCUUUCUCUCACAAGCCAAAAACCCUCGUUAUUAAUCGGCGGAAGCAGAUAGCCUCUAGCCAUGACUUUCAAGCGUAGGAAUGGUGGCCGCAACAAGCAUGGCCGUGGCCAUGUCAAAUUUAUCCGCUGUUCUAACUGUGGCAAAUGCUGCCCCAAGGAUAAGUCAAUUAAGAGGUUUCUUGUGAGGAACAUUGUGGAACAAGCUGCUGUUAGAGAUGUCCAAGAAGCCUGCGUUUAUGACACUUAUACUUUGCCUAAGCUGUAUGUUAAGAUGCAAUACUGUGUCUCGUGUGCGAUCCACUCCCACGUUGUGAGAGUCCGAUCCCGCACCGAUAGGAGGAAACGUGAUCCACCCGCCCGCUUCAUCAGACGCAGGGAUGAUAUGCCAAAGCCUGGUCAGCCUGGUCAAGCACCACGUCCAGGUGUUGCAGUUCCUGCUCGUGCUUAAGGCCUGUGAAAGCUUUUAAGAUAAAUUUUCUAUAUUCUUAUUUUGGUUUAAAAUGGUUGCAUUAAUUUGAAGAACAUGGAGACAUGUAGGAAGGUUUUGAUUGCUUCAAAGUUUAAUACCAUUUGAUACCUUUUUAUUGUUA